Cryptococcus wingfieldii CBS 7118 is the source of this 1101-nucleotide messenger RNA. Its product is annotated as B2-aldehyde-forming enzyme. The coding region runs from base 1 to 1101 and encodes 366 amino acids. The record is from RefSeq and is a predicted model, not a curated record. NCBI's taxonomy places the organism in Eukaryota, Fungi, Basidiomycota, Tremellomycetes, Tremellales, Cryptococcaceae. The transcript is spliced from 4 exons.
AUGCUCGCCCUCCUCGCCCUCUUCCACCUCCUCCCCAUCCUCGCCCUCGCCGCACACAGCCCCCCGCACCACCGCAGGGCCCACGAACGCGCCAGGAAGAACUACGAACACGUACACGGCCGAGACGCUGCCCACAAUGCCCCCGCCAUCGUCGAGCGAGACACCCAUUUCGACAACCGAACUCUCGUUGAGCGAGACCACUACGACAACCGUACUUUGACCCCCCGAGCCGACACCUUUACCGGCGUCGGUACCUUCUACGCUACGGGUCUUGGUGCUUGUGGACAGUCUUCCCAGGAUAGCGACUAUCUGGUCGCGUUGAACUCGGCGCAAUAUGGCGGUGGAUACCCCGGUCCCCAGUGCUUCAAGACCAUCACCAUCAGUGACGGCUCGACGUCGGUCAGUGGUAUCACCAUCAUGGAUGAAUGCCCCACUUGUGACUAUGGAUCUCUCGAUUUGAGUCCCGGUCUUUUCACCAGGUUUGCAGAUGAGGACGCUGGUACCAUCCACAUCACUUGGUGGUACGAAGACUCGGAACCCACCUCUGCCGCAGCCACUUCUACGAGCCCCACUUCGACCUAUGUCGCUCCUACGUCGACCUACACCCCUCCCACCUCUACCUACACUUCCCCCACUUCGACCUACGUCGCCCCCACUUCUACCUACACCCCCCCUACCUCGACAUACACUCCUCCCACUUCGACUUACACUCCCCCAUCGUCCACCUGGGUCGCCCCCUCGUCGUCAAGCUCCGCCUGGCCCUCCGUCGAGCCUUCCACCUCUUCAUCCACUUCCAUCUGGGUCGCUCCUUCGUCCUACGAGAGCAGCUCCGCCCCCAGCAGCACCAUCACCUCCUCCCCCAUCUCUUCCGCCGCCAUCUCUGCCUCCGCUUCGGCCUCCAACUCUACCAACCCCUGGGCGGUCAUCAGCAGCGCCUCUGAUGUCUCCAUCCAGGCUUCUGCCAGUGUGGGUGUCAGCGUGAGCACGGAUGGGAGCGAUUCGAGCGUGUCGGUGUCUGUUUCGGGCAACCUGGAGUUGAUCAACGCUUUGACUGCCAACUAUGGCCAGCUCGUCGUCAAUGCCGCUCAGGUGGAUGCUUGA